UACUGCCCGGAAUCCUCACCAGAAGAAGCGGCUUUAGCAGACAGGACCAGGUGUACUUCUAUCUACCCAUUCUCAUUAAAGACAGCGGCGAGCCGGCACUAAGCAGCACAAACACACUCACCAUCAUGGUGUGCGACUGCUAUCCAGAUGGAAUUUGCAAAUCCAGUGGCGUCGAGGCCUUUGCUCUCUCCGUCGGUCUCAGUCCUGCCGCCUUUAUUGUGCUGCUCACGUGCUUCAUUUUACUGCUGGUCACAGUCUUUCUUUUAAUGGCUUUAAAACUACAUAAGAAGAUGGUCAGGUCCAAGAAAUGGGAAGACGUCACCGAGAAUGUGGGACGAUAUGACGAUGAAGGAGGUGGGGAAGAGGACACAAACGCUUUUGAUGUGGUUACUUUAAGGUCUCAUACCGCAAGAAGAGAACGUAACUCACUAAAAGAAAAGAAGGCCAAAAUUCGGAUGUCUAUACGGCAGUCGCUGAACAUUGGACCAGAUGAUGAUGUUUUCAGGGAAUUUAUUUUGGAUAGACUUUAUGAGGCAGACACUGAUCCCUGUGUGCCGCCAUAUGACUGUUUACAUAUCUAUGCUUUUGAAGGAGAAAAUUCCAUAGCUGGAUCCUUAAGUUCUUUGGAAUCUUUGACAUCUUUCUCUGAUAAAAACAAAGAAUAACACAGAGCUGUGUCAUCAGUUAAUUAGAAAAAUAAUUGGGAGAAUAAGAAAAAAGAAAAAAAAAAACCACUGUUCUGGGAUAUGAAAGCAAAAUAUACCA
Molecule: messenger RNA, 765 nt
Organism: Polypterus senegalus (gray bichir)
Lineage: Eukaryota; Metazoa; Chordata; Cladistia; Polypteriformes; Polypteridae
Product: cadherin-19-like
Exons: 2
Coding region: 126-665 (179 amino acids)
Biological process (GO): multicellular organism development; adherens junction organization; calcium-dependent cell-cell adhesion
Cellular component (GO): catenin complex; adherens junction
Molecular function (GO): calcium ion binding; cadherin binding
Source: RefSeq, a predicted model, not a curated record